UUGCCUUGUGAAUGCAUUUUGAUUUUGCCUGGCGUAUGUUGUGAUUUUAUCAUUUUCAACCAGAUCACAGAUGCAGUUUUGUUGUACUCAAGUCCCAUACGGAGCUUUGGUUAUUUUUGCUGUACUCUUUCUUACAUUUUAUCCAAAAGAUUGAGAAGAACAUCUUAAAUUCUGGUAGAUAUUAUCAUAUUGUUUAGAAACAUCCUGGAUUUUAGUUGCAGGUGUAGCUCUUCGGGUAUAAAUCCCUCUGCCAAGGAUACUUCUCCAGCGUGUGGUGAUGCCUACAGUGGACAAUUAAUCGUAUCCGCGGAUCCAUGCCCUGGAGAUCUACGCCAUCUGUGCUACUAAACCAUGGUCUUCCCCACGCAGUAUACCAACAUCUCGGGCACCAGCGGACAAGCAGGAGGGGCCGCCAGAGGAAUCUCGGUGGACGAGAGCAGUCGGGGAUCGGGAUCCACGUCGCCCACAGGCCACACACAGCCCGCCACGACGCGCCUGCUCUUCAUCAACAACAAACGUCCAUCCCGCGAUACACCCAUCCCCAAGUUCUGCUCCAAUGAAGUCAGCACCACCAAGUAUAAUGCGCUGACAUUCAUUCCGCUUUUCCUUUUCGAAUCAUUCCGCAGGUAUUCCAAUGCGUUCUUCCUGUUUAUUGCUGCGCUGCAACAAAUACCUGAUGUUUCUCCGACAGGUCGUUGGACGACAUUGGUACCGCUGUCGUUUAUCCUGUUUGUUUCCGCCUGUAAAGAAAUCUACGAAGACACUAAACGGCGUUUGGCCGAUGGGGACGUUAACAACCGUAAAGUGUUGUCGCUGCAGUCCGUCACCUUCCAGCUGACUCCAUGGAAGAAAAUCCAAGUCGGUGAAAUUGUCAAAGUGCGCAAUGGCGAGGAAUUUCCCAGUGAUCUCAUACUGCUGUCGUCCAGCGAACCACAAGGGAUAUGCUACAUUGAAACAUCAAAUUUGGACGGGGAAACCAACCUGAAAACGCGGCUAGCGCUUCCGGAAACAGCCCAGUUACAAACAGAAGAUGACUUGUUGAUGUUGGAUGGAACGAUUGAAUGCGAAUCGCCCAAUCGUCAUUUGUAUGAUUUCACCGGUAACAUUCGCCCAUCCGGUCGUCACACGAUUCCCCUUGGGCCUGACCAGCUACUCCUACGAGGAUCGCGUCUGAAGAACACGGAAUGGAUCUACGGCGUGGUGGUGUUUACCGGCCACGACAGCAAGCUGAUGAAGAACAGCAAACAGGGAGCAAUUCUGCGCUUGAAGCGAUCGGCGCUGGAUGAAUUCGCUAAUCGACAGAUUAUAAUGAUGUUUGCGCUGCUGAUUAUCGUCUGUCUGGUGAGCGGCAUCGGUAACGCGAUCUGGAGAUCAACCCACGAAUCCAAGGACUGGUAUUUGUUCCCGCUGUUGGAUAAUCAAAAUUUUGGUUUUAAUUUCCUUACGUUUAUCAUUCUUUAUAACAACUUAAUUCCCAUCAGCCUACAAGUUACACUGGAGAUGGUGAGAUUUGUUCAGACACUGUUCGUCAGUUGGGACUUGGAAAUGUAUGACAGCACCACGAACACGCCUGCGGUUGCUCGGACGUCGAACCUAAAUGAAGAUCUUGGACAGAUCAAAUAUAUUUUUUCGGACAAGACUGGGACAUUAACAGAGAAUAACAUGAUCUUCCGGCAAUGCAGCAUUGGUGGCAUUGUAUAUGGUGUUGCCAACACCCAUUCCGAGACGUUCUCGGAUACUAAUAUGUUGGCCAGCCUGCGCGCCCAUAAUGCCGGUUCCAGGAUUAUUCACGAGUUCCUGUUAACCAUCUCUGUGUGCCAUACGGUAGUCAGCGAGGCCGAUCCGAAAAACCCGUUCAAACCCAUUUAUUUAGCGGCAUCACCGGAUGAGAGCGCCCUUGUUAAAGCCGCUGCAUCUUUGGACUACACUUUUAUGAAGCGAGACACGAAUCAUAUUAUUGUACGAAUAAGGAGCAACACCUCCGGUGCGGAAGCAGCGCGAUAUGAGACGUUGACGUAUGAACUCUUGGAUAUUCUGGAGUUUACCAGCGAUCGGAAACGAAUGUCGGUGAUUGUUCGCACACCGGAAGGCAGGAUACUGCUCAUGUGCAAAGGUGCCGAUUCGGUUAUUUGCGACCGUUUGGCCCCACACCAACCGUAUCUCGAUAAAACGAUCCAGGAUUUAGAGGAUUUUGCACACAAGGGCUUCCGUACAUUGUGUGUUGCUACAGCGGAAGUCAUGCCGGAAUUUUACACGGAAUGGAAAAAGCAGUUUGUUUUGGCGGCUACCGCUUUGGAUAAGCGAAAGGAAAAGGUUGCCGAUGUUUGCAGUGUCAUUGAGCGGAAUUUGCAGCUGAUCGGCGCCACAGCCAUUGAAGAUCGUUUACAGGAAGGAGUUCCGCACUGCAUUGCGCAGCUGGCAAAAGCGAACAUCAGAGUCUGGAUAUUGACGGGAGAUAAAAUGGAGACUGCAAUUAACAUUGGCCAUGCUUGCAACCUCUUAAAUAAGAACAUGCUGUUGUUCACGUUGAAUGAGACUUCGUUAGAUCGUGUACGGGAGGCUUUAAGUCGAUUUCGGAACGAUCUGCAAGAUCGAGCAGAACCUGCUGCCGGAUUGAUAGUUGAUGGAAAAGCUCUGCAUUAUGCGUUAUCAAUGGACCUCCGAAAGGAAUUCCUCGAUAUUGCUGUGUCUUGCAAAGCUGUUAUAUGCUGCCGGAUUUCUCCUAUGCAAAAAGCCGACGUUGUGGCACUGGUCAGAACCAAUAAGCCGAAGGAUGUAACGUUGGCUAUCGGCGAUGGAGCUAACGAUGUGGCUAUGAUUCAGACUGCCCAUGUGGGAGUUGGAAUCAGCGGAAAAGAAGGGCUUCAGGCUGUCUGUGCUUCAGACUAUGCCAUUGGUCAAUUUAGAUUUCUACAGAAACUUUUAUUUGUUCAUGGAGCUUGGAGUUACGAGCGCAUAUCGAAGCUGGUUUUGUACUGUUACCACAAGAACAUUUGCCUGUACAUUAUGCAGUUUUAUUUUGCCAUUAUCAGCUCAUUUUCCGGUCAGACAAUCUUCGAGCGAUGGACCAUUGGUUUAUAUAACAUCUUCUUUACUGCCGCACCACCAUUUGUAAUCGGAAUCUUCGAUAAAAGCUGUUCGGCAGAAAGCCGAAUGCGUUAUCCCGCUCUAUACGGCCCUACACAGAGCGGUGAAUUGUUCACCUAUUCAGUGUUUUGGCGAUGGAUUUUUUCCGCGCUGGUACAUGCUGCCAUUAUUUUUGGAUUAACGUACGGAAUUUUCCAUCACGAUGUGCUCUGGGGUGACGGGCAGAAUUCGGGAGGAUUUUUAUUCGGUGCUGCAGCGUUCACCUAUGUUGUGGUCGUGGUGUGCUUGAAAGCGGGUUUAGAGACCAGCUCGUGGACGUGGAUUACCCAUGUUGGCAUCUGGGGCAGCAUCGCGUCAUGGUUCAUCUUUUUGCCCAUCUAUUCUAAGUUAUGGCCGAAUUUCUUGACGUUUGGUGAAGAUUUUGUGGGAAUUGCAGCAGCUAUGUGUAGUUCAUGGUUGUUCUGGAUGGGUCUGUUUCUGAUCCCCACCGCUACUCUCCUGUUUGACAUCUUAUUCCAAGCCUUCCGCAACACUUAUAAAGCUAACGUGGUGGACACUGUCCGCCGCAUGGAGGGCCUGGGUGUCAGAGAUCUGGAUGACUUUGUCAAUAUGGUGAAACCGCAGCCGACAGCGGAAUAUGACACACUUCUGGGCACGCUCAGUUAUCCUUCGCCGGUACACCAUCCUCAGCAGCGCGGUUAUGCCUUCUCGCAGGACGAAGGAGGCGCCAUAUCGCAGACGGCCGUGGUCAACCUGUACGGCAGCACGGAAGCCACGACACCGGGUGCGUCGGAUCCUCUAUCGCGCUUAUCACCGCGAACACUGCAGAAUGUGCAUCCCCGUGUUGGAAUCAACAGUUAGAUGGUGGACUGUUGUGAAGAUCUAUUUAUGGUCUCGUCUAAGAUUUUUUAUUUUUCGUGUUUCGUUGAAUAUCGGGUUUUGUUAAUUUUUGACACGUGAAUUUCUCAAAGCCAAAGAUGGGUCUCGUCUCGUGAUGGAUGCGCGUUAGCUGCCGGAACUGUGUUCUAGUCGUGCUAAGCCAGUUUAUGCAAACCUCGUGACUGUGUUCGAAGUUCUGUAUUAAACCUUUUUACUUGCUG
Paramacrobiotus metropolitanus is the source of this 4187-nucleotide messenger RNA. RefSeq names its product probable phospholipid-transporting ATPase IA. The coding region runs from base 352 to 3948 and encodes 1198 amino acids. Gene Ontology annotation, molecular function: magnesium ion binding; ATP hydrolysis activity; ATP binding. The transcript is spliced from 10 exons. Gene Ontology annotation, biological process: phospholipid translocation. The record is from RefSeq and is a predicted model, not a curated record. Gene Ontology annotation, cellular component: plasma membrane. NCBI's taxonomy places the organism in Eukaryota, Metazoa, Tardigrada, Eutardigrada, Parachela, Macrobiotidae.